CACUUUUUAUUAGAGAGAUAUUUACAUAUUCACCGUUCUAAAUAGUAACCUUUCACAGUUCCCACUGGAGGGGCACUGUUACCUGUUGCAGAGUUACCUGGGACUUAGUGCAUUGCAUGAUAUUGAAGAUGGCUCUGAAGGGUGUAAAGGUUAUAGAGCUGGCGGGCCUAGCUCCUGCCCCAUUCUGUGGAAUGAUCUUGUCAGAUUUUGGUGCCAAUGUUACCAGGAUUGAUAGGACUCCACGAAAAGGUUCAAGUACUGCAUACAGUUUGGAUACAAUGUCUAGAGGGAAGAAGUCUGUUUCCGUGGACUUAAAACAACCUGAAGGAGUCAAUAUAGUGAGAAAGCUGUGCUCCAGAGCUGAUGUUGUUAUUGAACCAUUUAGAAAGGGUGUUAUGGAGAAGCUUGGACUUGGACCAGACAAGCUUCUUGCUGACAAUCCUCAGCUUAUCUAUGCUCGCCUGACUGGUUUUGGACAGAAGGGACCACUCUCUAUGAAGGCGGGCCAUGAUAUUAAUUAUAUAGCUAUAUCAGGAGUGCUGUCACAACUUGGCAGGAAACACGAGAACCCAUAUCCACCAAUCAACCUGCUAGCUGACUUUGCCGGUGGAGGACUGAUGUGUGCACUGGGUAUCGCCAUGGCAUUGUUUGAAAGGACAAAUUCAGGUCAAGGUCAGGUCAUAGAUGCUAAUAUGGUGAACGGUUCAGCUUAUCUGU
Ruditapes philippinarum (Manila clam) is the source of this 717-nucleotide messenger RNA. RefSeq names its product alpha-methylacyl-CoA racemase-like. Gene Ontology annotation, cellular component: mitochondrion. The record is from RefSeq and is a predicted model, not a curated record. Gene Ontology annotation, biological process: bile acid metabolic process. Lineage: Eukaryota; Metazoa; Mollusca; Bivalvia; Venerida; Veneridae. Gene Ontology annotation, molecular function: alpha-methylacyl-CoA racemase activity.